AUGGGAAAAAAGCUUCCCCUGUUUAGUGAAGAUGGCAGUGUACAACCCAAAGUAGUUAGGGUGCAGGAGGAUGUCAUGUUGCCUCCUCGAACUGAAGUCAUUGUGCCUGGUAAGGUGGAAGGACUGCUGCCACAACAUUAUGAGGAUCCUAAAAAGCCCUUUAUUUUAGACACUGAUGCUAGUGAUGUGGGGAUUGGGGCUGUAUUGUCUCAAGAAGAAGGGGGCUUGGAGCGGGUGGUGGCUUACGCUAGUAGAGCUUUGACUAAACAGGAACGGAAGUAUGCCACCACAAAGAAGGAGCUCCUGAGCGUAGUGACCUUUACCAAGGUGUCCCGCCCAUAUGAGCGGGUGGCAUUAGACAUACUGGGCCCACUGCCAGAAACCCCAAAUAAAAAUAGGUACAUUUUAGUUGUUGGUGAUUAUUUUUCAAAAUGGACUGAAGCAUUUCCUCUUCCCAAUCAAGAAGCUCAGUCUAUUGCUAAAGUGUUGGUGGAGGAGUGGGUGUGCCGGUAUGGGGUUCCUAGGAGUGUGCAUUCUGACCAAGGCAGAAAUUUUGAGUCUAGCCUGUUUAAGGAACUGUGCAGAUUGUUGCAAAUAAACAAGUCGCGUACUUCUCCUUAUCACCCCCAGUCUGACGGGCUAAUAGAGCGGUUUAAUCGUACACUACUAUCGAUGCUCUCAUUAUUUGUGGAUGAUAAUCAGAUGAAUUGGGAUAGGUUGUUGCCAUAUGUUAUGAUGGCUUAUCGUAGUAGCAUACAGGCAAGCACUGGAUUUACACCAUAUAAGGUGUUGUUUGGGCGGGAAAUGGUCCUUCCAGUUGAUAUUAUGUUGGGGGUAGAUAAUGUGCAGACAUUUCAAUCUGUAAAUGAAUAUGUGACUGGAGUAGCUGAGAGCUUAUCGACAGUAGUAGAAGCCGUAAAAAGGCAUCAGGAUCUGGCUUCAAAUCGGCAGAAGACACAUGCUGAUUUUCGAGCGAAUUUCCACUACUAUGUAGUAGGGGAGUUAGUUUGGAUUCAAAAUAAAACUCGGAAACGUGGUGUGUCCCCUAAGUUGCAGAGGCGCUUUAAGGGGCCAUUUAAAAUCUUAGAAAGGGUCUCUGAUGUGUUGUAUAGAGUUCAGCUAGUAGAAGGGGGUUCUGAGAGUGUUGUGCAUUUCAAUCGAAUGAAGCCUUAUGUUGCUUGUUCUGUUUCAGAGUCUUGGCCAGCCUGCCCUAUAAUUACUACUGAAUGUCAGCCUGCUGAGCAACACUCCCAGGCCCAAAGUCCUGCUGUUUCGGAGGCAGUCAAGGUCAGGGAGAGAGCCGAGCGACACUCCAAGGCCCAAAGUCCUGCUGUUCCAGAGGUGGUCAAGAUCAGGGAGAGGGCUGCUGUAUCCAGCGUGGAGGAAAGAAAUUCCAUACUAGAGUCUGCUGUGGAAGGGGGACUCUCCGGCAGAAACUUGUGUUCUCUUCCUGUGGACACAGGUUCUGGUGAGCUGCAGCUGGAGAAUGGGGAUCAGAGGAUAGAAGUUGGAGACAUCUUGGAGUCAUGUCCACAAAGGAGUCGGCCAGUUCGUUCUCGGAAACCACCAGCUUGGUCUAAGGACUAUAAUUUGAUGUGA
This is a messenger RNA of Cyprinus carpio (common carp), 1599 nucleotides long. RefSeq lists its product as uncharacterized. The transcript is spliced from 3 exons. NCBI's taxonomy places the organism in Eukaryota, Metazoa, Chordata, Actinopteri, Cypriniformes, Cyprinidae. The coding region runs from base 1 to 1599 and encodes 532 amino acids. The record is from RefSeq and is a predicted model, not a curated record.